This is a messenger RNA of Brugia malayi, 1677 nucleotides long. RefSeq lists its product as uncharacterized. The record is from RefSeq and is a predicted model, not a curated record. Lineage: Eukaryota; Metazoa; Nematoda; Chromadorea; Rhabditida; Onchocercidae. The transcript has 14 exons. Gene Ontology annotation, biological process: regulation of transcription by RNA polymerase II; chromatin remodeling. Bases 1 to 1677 code for a protein of 558 amino acids. Gene Ontology annotation, molecular function: transcription coactivator activity; chromatin binding. Gene Ontology annotation, cellular component: SAGA-type complex; nucleus.
AUGAAUGAAAUGGCUACAAAUAAGAUUAUAUGCUGUAAUUGUGAAAUUUCAUUAGUGCCAACGAAAUAUAUUUAUAUUCAAUGUGAUAUUUGUCAAAAGAAAGGAUUUGAUGUGAAACUAUGCACUUCUUGUUUUCGAAUGGGUGCAGAAUGUGGUCCACAUAAACGUGGACAUGCAUACACAGUUAUAGAUCGUAAAGGACCUUCAUUAUUUCAAACAACAUCUGAUAAGCAGUGGGGUUGGAAAGAAGACCUGAAAUUGAUUGAAGCAGCACAUAAGCACAAAUUGGGCAAUUGGGAUGAAAUUGCAUCAGAGUUGGAUACUGAUAAAACUGCCGAUGAUGCUAGGAAACGUUUUGAUCAAUUUUUUAUACGUGGUCCCUUUGGUCGAUAUGCAGCCGGUGCUAUUUCAGGGCCAUAUGUUGGUAAUCAUAAAGAUGAAGAAAGCAGUUCAUCACAUCCUGAAUCAAGUAUGGUUGGUCAAGGACAAGUAGUAGAUAGUUCAGAUUGGCAAUAUAUAACCGAAUUUUUUCGUAAUUACGAUCAAGCCGUAGAUUUGGACGAUCCAAACUGGUUUGACCAAUUCAAAGAGCCUUUGAUGAAAUUUAAGAGUGAAUUUUAUGCUCAACAUGUACAAAGCCCAGCAAAAAAGAAUGAUGAUGAUGAGCAGCAACAAACUUUUGAAAAUAAUAAUGAUUCACAGCUGAUAACUCCACCUUCAUCACCACUUUCUGUGGAAUUUUUGAGAACAGAUGACGAUGGCAAAAGAAAACGAUUAUUGUCUGUGAGUGAUUUUGAUGAAAGCGAUGGUGAAGAAAUAACGAACUCAGAGAGCAGUAAUUCAUCUGAUUAUGAGACUGAGUUAACACCACAUUGUUCAAAAAAAAGAAACACUGGUCGUAGUGCUCAUAUUUAUCGUAGCUCAUUAGGUGCGGAUGAAGGAAAUGAGCCAGAAUCGGAACAAAAAUAUGAAAGAAAGAAACCAGUAUUGCAAUUGAAGCGUGUUGGAAAGAAGAGACAAAAAAAAGAUCGUAGGAAAAAAUUAUUUUUAGAGGAAGCAUACAAAGGAAAACUUGUGGUAAAAAUAAGUGAAGAUGCAAAGAAGCAGUUGCGAGAAUUUCAUCCGGAACAAUUUUAUGCAAAUGUACCAUUAUUACCUUUCGAAGCAGAAGAACGUUUAAAAUUGAAGGAUACCGAUCUUCAAUUAUUGGGAUAUAUGCCAGAAAGAGAGGAUUUUGAAUGGGAAUUCAUGAAUGAUGCAGAAAAAUUAAUUAGCCGUUUAAUGUUGCAGCCAGGUCCUGAUACAGAUGAAGACAGUGCUUUUGAAAGCGCUGUAAAAUUAGCAAAGGUGCAGAAAUAUAAUCGAAUCUUGAAGCAGAGAAGAGCAAAAAAAGCAGCUGUUAGAGAAUAUGAACUUGUGAACAAGUUUUUUGACAAAAUCAAGAAAAUAGAAGAAACUCGUCGGAGUAUGACACACAGUCAGCAUUAUUCAUCUUCAACACGCCAAUAUGAAUUACUUCAUUCAUUUAUGAAAAGAACUUGUCAAGUAGUGAGACAAUCGGAGUUAAAUCAAUUAUUUGAUGCAAUCAUAGGUUACACGAACUUGAAUGAAAGGAUUUUGAAAUUGGAAAAUCUUAAAGCAGAUAUUGUUAAGGAUCCGAAAGGUAAGAAGAGAUAA